AUGUUUGGGUUUUCUGCCCCUGCAACAUCUACAGCUGCAUCCACAGCUGCAUCCACUACAACAUCCACGGGAUUUGCUGCUGGUUCACUUUUCUCAACUGCAGCAACCACUUCUGCUCCAUCAACAACAACGCAGCCGUCUCUGACUUUCGGUGGUCGAACUGCGACGACCGAAAGUUCUGGCACAGAUGCAGCAAAACUUUCGCUCAAGGGACUUCUUGAAAAGGAGGGAUCAGUUGGAUCAGCAUGUUCCCAACUUCUUGCUGCUCUUACUGCUGACACUGAAAUCAGUUUUGCCGACCUGUCUGCUAUCACACAAAAGAUGACAAUGGAUUUAGCAGCUGAUGAGCGAUCAUUUUUGAACUGUCUGCUUGAGCUAAAUGCGUACGAUCGACAGUUGUGGGAGAACAUGCAACGGAUCACUGAUGUCGAGUCAAAAUUAGUCACCCUAGAGCAGAAACAGGAUAAAAUGAUGUAUGACAUUAGCUCCAUAAAUGAAGAGCAGAAAGCACUCGAUGCCGUCGUCACUGCGUUAGAGAAAGAUCUCGGCCUUCCAGAUUGGACAGAUCAAAAUCAUAGUCUUCCCGUUGAUGCUUUAGCCGCAACCCCUGGAGAUGUAAAGCGACAGCAGCUUCUGCAUCUUCUAAUUAGCGUGGAUUCUCAAAUCAAAGAAGCAGACAGUGAUCUUCAGGAAAUAAUUGACCAGGUAUCUUCCCUCCAUAAAACUAAGUCAGCGAUGUCUAACUCCAAGAAAUAUACUGAAGAUCAAGUAGCGCAAAUUUUGAAAAAUCAGAUGGAAACGCUCAUCUACAUCGAUAAGAAGACAGGAGAACUAGAUGCCAAAGUUGAUGAGUUCAAAGAUGUUAUGGAUGGGCGACACACGACACUUUCUCCUCCAUGA
This is a messenger RNA of Cylicostephanus goldi, 900 nucleotides long. The record is from the annotation of a GenBank genome assembly. Lineage: Eukaryota; Metazoa; Nematoda; Chromadorea; Rhabditida; Strongylidae.